Messenger RNA from Tupaia belangeri chinensis (Chinese tree shrew), 3224 nucleotides. It is a transcript of the gene ZDHHC8, whose product is annotated as zDHHC palmitoyltransferase 8. Gene Ontology annotation, biological process: protein palmitoylation. Gene Ontology annotation, cellular component: Golgi apparatus. Lineage: Eukaryota; Metazoa; Chordata; Mammalia; Scandentia; Tupaiidae. Gene Ontology annotation, molecular function: palmitoyltransferase activity. The record is from RefSeq and is a predicted model, not a curated record.
AUGGAGAGGCAGAGGACGCAGACCCUCUCUGGGGAGGUGCCGCUGGUGACCCUGCCCCCGGGGUCCCUCUGCCCUGCCUUGGCCUUUCUUCCAAGAAGCCAGGUGGCCUCCCUGUCCACUCAGGUCUCCCUGGCGGGCUCAGGCCAGGUGACAGCCAGCACCGACGUUGGCACAUUCCCCUCCCUGGACUGGCCAUGGUGGCUGUUCUGCAGCGUGCUGGCUGUGCGGACGCCACGCAGGCUGGCCCGCUCACGGGUGACCUCAGAACCCCUGUUCGGGCUGCUCACUGGAGUUCUGGGCUCUCCAGAUGUGGGUUCCCUCCGGGCCACUCCUGUACCCUCGGGGCGGCAUGGGAGCUUGGGGAUCCGCCUGAUCCUCUCGGUGGCAGACAUUCUCUGUCCCAACAGCCCCCCCCCACCCCCCCGGCUGGGUGGUGUCUCCCUGCAGGCCCAGGCGGACUCAACCUGGGUGGGGCCCUCGGUGGUGGCGCGUGCCCUGGCCCACAGCCCUGACGUUCGGGAGAUGUCCUGUGUCCUCACACUUGCCGUGUCCACAGGGGAGCAGAGGGAAGCCCAGGGAAGUGUAGGGACUUGUCCAAGGACCCAGCGAGGAGCAGCUGAGCCAGGGUUGGGGGCGGCAUCCGUGUGCACAUCUGUGUGCCAAAUCUUCCUGGCGCGGGAGUCGUACUGGGUUACAGGCAGGUCUCGGGGAGGCCCGGGGCUGGCCGAGGCUGCCGGGGUGGGCCAUUAUCCUCUGCCCAUCUCGGGGGGCGUUUGCUGGCUCAGGACCCGCCCCGGGCUCCCACCUCCAGCCUGUGCCCUGCCCAGGGCAGGGGAGCCCAGGAAAGGGCCUGGCUGUGCCAGGAGGUUGUAUGUGGCCACCCCAGCCCAGGGCCUCUCAGAGCCUCAGACAGCCACCACGGGGGCUGUGGGGUCAGCGGGCCCCAUGCAGCCUCUGCUGGUCACGCAGAGGAGUGACGGGGGGUGGGCAGCAGAGUCCCGCCCCAGCCCAGCCCAGCCAGUCCAGCCCGCACCCACGUGGCUGGCCUGUGGCCCUGCCGUGUUCUCAGGCCCAGCUCUCUGCCCCGCUGCCCACCGCAGGUGCCCGUGGCUGACGCGAGCCGUGUCCCCAGCCGUGCCCGUCUACAAUGGCAUCAUCUUCCUCUUCGUCCUGGCCAACUUCAGCAUGGCCACCUUCAUGGACCCCGGCGUCUUCCCCCGAGCGGACGAGGACGAGGACAAGGAGGACGACUUCCGGGCCCCGCUGUACAAGAACGUGGACGUGCGGGGGAUCCAGGUCCGCCUCAAGUGGUGUGCCACCUGUCACUUCUACCGCCCGCCGCGCUGCUCCCACCGCAGCGUCUGCGACAACUGCGUGGAGGACUUUGACCACCACUGCCCCUGGGUCAACAACUGCAUCGGGCGCCGCAACUACCGCUACUUCUUCCUGUUCCUGCUGUCGCUCAGCGCGCACAUGGUGGGCGUCGUGGCCUUCGGCCUGGUCUACGUGCUGAACCACGCCGAGGGGCUGGGCGCCGCCCACACCACCAUCACCAUGGCUGUCAUGUGCGUGGCCGGCCUCUUCUUCAUCCCGGUCAUCGGCCUCACCGGCUUCCACGUGGUGCUGGUCACUAGGGGGCGCACCACCAACGAGCAGGUGACGGGGAAGUUCCGCGGGGGCGUGAACCCGUUCACCCGAGGCUGCUAUGGGAACGUGGAGCAUGUGCUAUGCAGCCCCCUGGCACCCCGGUACGUGGUGGAGCCGCCCCGGCUGCCGCUGUCCGUGAGCCUGAAGCCGCCCUUCCUUAGGCCCGAGAUCCUGGAGCGCACGGCGCCGCUCAAGGUCAAGCUGAACGACAAUGGGCUGAAGGCCGGCCUGGGCCGCAGCAAGUCCAAGGGCAGCCUGGACCGGCUGUUCAGCAGCGACCUGCAGACCCCCCGACCUGGCAGUGCUGAGAGCGCCCUGUCUGUGCAGAGGACCAGCCCCCCGACGCCUGCCAUGUACAAGUUCAGACCAGCCUUCCCCACGGCUCCCAAGGCACCCUUCUGUGGGCCUGGUGAGCAGGUCCCAGGCCCUGACUCCCUGACCCUGGGGGACGACAGCAUCCACAGCCUGGACUUCGUGUCCGAGCCCAGCUUGGACCUCCCUGACUACGGGGCCGGUGGCCUGCACGCUGCCUACCCGCCGUCCCCACCGCUCAGCGCCACCGAUGCCUUCUCGGGUGCUUUGCGCUCCCUCAGUCUCAAGGCCGCCAGCCGUCGGGGCGGGGACCACGUGGCCCUGCAGCCCCUGCGCUCCGAGGGAGGGCCCCCUACUCCCCACCGUGGCAUCUUCGCCCCCCACGCACUGCCCAACCGCAACGGCAGCUCCCGCAGCUUCAGCCCCGUGCUGGGACCCCGGCCGCGGGAGCCCUCGCCCGUGCGCUACGACAACCUGUCCCGGACCAUCAUGGCCUCCAUCCAGGAGCGCAAGGACAGGGAGGAGCGGGAGCGGCUCCUGCGGUCCCAGGCCGACUCGCUCUUCGGCGACUCGGGCGUCUAUGAUGCGCCCAGCUCCUACAGCCUGCAGCAGGCCAGCGUGCUGUCCGAGGGCCCCCGCGGCCCCACGCUGCGCCACGGCUCCAGGGAUGACCUGGUGGCCGGGCCCGGCUUUGGCGGUGCCCGCAACCCCGCCCUGCAGACGUCGCUGUCCUCCCUGUCCAGCGCCGUGAGCCGGGCGCCGCGGACGUCCUCCUCCUCCCUGCAGGCCGACCAGGCCAACAACAACGCCCCAGGGCCCCGGCCAGGCAGCGGCUCCCACCCGGCCCCAGCCCGCCAGGGCCUGCCCUCCCCACCCGGCACUCCCCACUCGCCCUCCUACUCGGGCCCCAAAGCCGUCGCCUUCAUCCACACGGACCUCCCGGAGCCUCCGCCCUCGCUGGCUGUGCAGAGGGACCACCCUCAGCUGAAGACCCCCCCAAGUAAGCUUAACGGGCAGUCCCCAGGCCUGGCCCGGCUGGGGCCUGCUGCCGGCCCCCCAGGGCCCUCUGCCAGCCCCGCCAGGCACACGCUGGUUAAGAAGGUUUCCGGCGUGGGGGGGACCACGUACGAGAUCUCGGUGUGAGGACCAAGCGCCGUCCAUCCGCCAUGGUGCACGCGGACCCGGACCCCGCCGCAGCCCCUUCCCCACUGGCUCCUCUGCCCCGGGGAGAGGGGGCUGCCCAGGCCUGGUGUGGACGCAGCCGC